UACAGAUUCACAACUUGAUGUACAACAAAAGACGACGCUUGAGUUGCUCAGUCUUUCUGCGAGGUGAAAGAAUGGCUGGACAUCCUUUCCCCCUGACGGUAGAGGGAAGUUGGAAAACUGCCGUCUCUGCUGGGGUAAAGAACAAGCUCCACAUUUAUUUUCAAAGUAAAAAGAAGUCGUGUGGAGGGGACUGCAUCAUACAAUACGAUGAUCUGAAAACCAACUUAGCGACAGUUUUUUUCCAAUCGGAAGACGUGAGGAAUAGCGUCCUUGAAAAAAGAAAUCAUGAGAUUACCAUAGACAAGGAGACAGUGCAGCUACGCGUUUCAUUGUCGGACGGAAACCAAGAGACAUCUCCGGAAUCGAUUAAUCAAGGAAAUAAUGGAAAAUCAGAUGUGUCGGUGGACCCUCCAGACUUGGAAAGCAUGUCUGGAACAGGAGCUGGGCUUGGUGCUGGGCCUGGAACUGGGCCUGGUCCUGGUCCUGGUGCUGGUGCUGGUGCUGGUGCUGGGCCUGGAACUGGUCCUGAUGCUGGCCUAGCUGUGGGUGAAGAGGGGAUUCCUCGGAGCACUGCUGUGGUCCUCCAGGGAAUACCCGACACCAUGUCCAAGGAAGUACUGGGAAUGAUAGUGGAAAGUGUCGGUCACCUGGAUGAAGACCACUUUGAUCUGGAGCUCAUCUCUGAGAUAAACACUGCAGUGGUGACCUUCAGGAAUCCCAACGAUGUUGGCCGGUUUCUGGAUGAAAGCAAGACUCAUAAGAAGUUCUCGCAGCACGGUCUGACUGGCUGGCCUCUGGAGAUGGUCCAGUGUGUCAGAGUGGAGAACCUCACCCCUGCCCUCUGUAAUACAGAGAUGCUGGAGCUCUACUUUGAGAGGUGGGGGGGCCAAGUGAAGGACUGCACCCUCAUCCCAGAAGAACAUGCGGCCAUUGUGACAUUUGAGGAGUCAAAAGGGGCAGUAAAAACUCUGAAGAGAGAUAACGUUAUCAGCAGUGUCAAAGUUGAUGUGUAUCCAUACUACAAGUCACUAGGCACCGUCCUGUACGGUAAGGACCGCCCUUUGUGGAAGACGCCAGACGCCUUCACAAAGGGCGUGCACCCUGCCGUGUGGAAAUUCCUGGUCAUGAAGAAACUAUUUUCGGUCAUCGAUGACCAGAUGAAGACCCACUUCUGUCAGGUAAACAUGGACUCUCCAGAGGCCAGGCUGAGUCCUCUACCAUCCUUAAUCAGACAGCGAGGCCUAACAGCUCAACAGCUCGACCAAUGGAAAGACAACGCCUCUGAUGCCUUCUGUAACAUCCUCGCCCGAUAUUCCGCCUUUGAGUGCACAACAAAUGCACCAGCUUGGAAAGCAGUGGAGACAGAAAUCCGCUCUGUGGUGAAACAGGAUGCUGUCCUAGUCCCCGAUUUCUCAAGAGGGACUCUGACCGUCGCAGGACUGGAGGAAAACUUGCGACAUCUAAAGCGUCCUGUGGAGAACAGCAUGGGGAAAGCCUUGAGCAAGAUCGAGAGGCAGUCGGAUGGUAUAAGAGAGGAAGUAGAUAUGCCUCCUGCCAAGUUCAACAUCCUGCAGCAAAUGGGAAUUAAGAAGGCAGUAGCAGCCAUAUCUGCUGAGAUGCAUUUCUCCUACGUUGACAUCACCAAGAAGCUGGUUCUCUCAGGUCUGGCUGCAGAGGUGCUCAAGGUGCGGAUGUGGAUCCUGGAGAGGGAGCUUGAGAUGAAGAAGAAACAGCUGGAUGUGGACCCGGUUCUUGUGGACUUCCUGAAGUCUGUGGACUACAUGGAGAUGUCACAAGACUUGUUCACCUCGCGGGGCAUCAGUGCUGUGUACCAUAUCGAGGGUAGGGGGAUUCAUCUGACUGGCAGCUCAGAAGGAGCCCUGACAGAGGCUGAGAAGAGGCUGAAAGGGGUGCUGUCCCUGUACCACAUCAACAUUGAAGACGAGGGGGUUUUGAAAAUGCCCGAAUGGAAGACACUGAACAAUCAACUACUCGACUCCUGCAACACAUCCAAGAAAAAAACUGUGGUGAUCAAUCUAGAGAGCGGCCUUGGAAUCACUGUGUCUGGUUUCCUUGAGCCGGUAAAGGAAGUCAGCAGCGGUUUGGAGGACUUUGUCGAGAAGUACUCGCGGGUUGAAGAGUCUGUCCGUGUUAAGUCUUGUGCUGUGGCUAAAUUCAUUGAGGACAACAAAUCACAGGAUUGGAAACGUUUUGCCAAACCUGAUGAGGUCAAAGUUCACUUUGAUCCUAGAAGACCUAGAAUCUUCAUCUCUGGAGCCCGACUCCAUGUCAAGGAAGUCAUGAAAGCCUUUAGGAGUAUUGCAGCGGAUCUGUGCACCGAUGAGCUGAAAAUCAUGAAACCUGGAGCUAAGAAGUACUUUCUAGAGCAGGGCAGUAUGUUCUUACCCACCGUGAUGAGGGAAUACAGCUGUGUGGUGCUGUUACAGGAGAAUCACAUGCUGGAUGACGAGGAGGAGGAGGAGGAGGGUGAAGAUGAAGACAAAGGCUUCCGAACCUCACCUUGCUGUGAAGUUCGAACGGCUAGCGGGGUCCUCGUCUCGGUGACGAUGGCCGACAUUUGCAAGUUCAGAGCGGACGCCGUGGUCAAUGCCGCCAAUGAGGAUCUGAAACACAUCGGUGGUCUGGCUUUAGCUCUGCUCCGUGCGUCCGGGCCACAGCUUCAGAAGCUCAGUGAUGAUCACAUUAGCAAGUACGGACAGCUGAGUCCAGGCGAUGCUGUGGUGACAGACGCAGGAAACCUGCCCUGUAAACACGUGAUCCAUGCAGUUGGCCCGCGCUUCACAGACUCCGACCGCUUUACAGCCGUGUGUCGUUUGAAGAAGGCUGUGACACAGAGCCUCAGCGCGGCGGAGAGGAUGGGCUGCUCGUCGGUGGCGGUCCCCGCCGUGAGCUCUGGAAUAUUCGGUUUUCCUCUGGACAUCUGCAGCGACACCAUCGCCAAAGCCGUGCGGGAGUUCUGUGACACCGAAAGAAACUAUGGCUCCCUGGCUGAGAUCCACCUGGUUGACAACGAUGCGAAAAGAGUGACGGCCAUGGCGAACGCUAUCCAGACUGUCUUUGGUGACCGGAACCCGAGAAUGGACCUGCCAAAACAGAGAGCUCAACGGGGGACUGGAUACAGAGGAAGGGGACAACGAGGACACCAACAUCCUGGAUUCAGAGGAAAGUCAUCAUGGGGAGGUGGGGACUGGGAACAAGGAGGCAGAGGAGGCAGAGGACAGUCAACAUGGGGAGGUGGGGACUGGGAACAAGGAGGCAGAGGAGGCAGAGGACAGUCAACAUGGGGAGGUGGGGACUGGGAACAAGGAGGCAGAGGAGGCAGAGGACAGUCAACAUGGGGAGGUGGGGACUGGGAACAAGGAGGCAGAGGAGGCAGAGGACAGUCAUCAUGGGGAGGUGGGGACUGGGAACAAGGAGGCAGAGGAGGCCGAGGCAGAGGAAAGAGAGGUAGAGGAGGCUACAAUGAAGGCAAAGAGGCUGCAGGCUCUUCUGGGCAGCGAGGCCAAGACAGGCAGUUUGAGAGGGAAGACAGAGAGGACUUCCUGCAGUCCAAGCGUACUCAAGAAGGAAUGAAGAUCGUUCUCAGGAAGGGGAAUAUCCAAGAGCAACAUACUGACAUCAUCGUCAACACCAUCGCUGAGAACGUGGACCUUGGGACAGGCGCCGUCUCCAACGCCAUCCUUCAAGCCGCUGGGCCUCAGCUCCAAUCAGCAGCCAGAGAUGAGGCGGGCAGUGGCAGGUUGACCUAUGGGAAAGUCCUGGUUACUGAUGGCUUCAACUUGCGAUGCAGGCGGGUGUUCCAUGCAGUCUGUCCACCAUGGGACCAUGGGGCUGGCCAAGCAGAAGAGGCACUCAGGACGAUCAUAAGGUUUUGCCUAAAGGAGGCUGAGAAGUUGAAACUAAGGUCCCUGUCUUUCCCUGCCAUCGGCACGGGUAACAUGAGCUUCCCCAGGUCUCUGGUGUCCAGCCUCAUGCUGCAGGAGGUCCAGACCUUCAGCAGGACUACAAACCCAGAGUACCUGUGUGAGGUGGCCUUUGUGGUCCAUCAUACUGACACCCAAACUGUGGAUUGCUUUAGCAGAGAAUUCCAAGGCCAGGCACAGGGAAGUCGGAUGGAAACCUCAUCUGGCCAAUCGCAUCACUCCAAUUCUCCCCAUCACAAAUCACAGCAGUCUCCUGCUUUCUUUGGACAGGUGUCAUCAGCCUCUCUCGGCGUGUACCGCAUGCAGAUGGGUCACCUGACCUUUGAAGUGUCAUCGGGAGAUAUCACCAAAGACAGCAGUGAUGUCAUCAUUAACUCCUCCAACAAGGACUUCAGUCUCAAAUCAGGUGUGUCAAAGGCGAUUUUAGAUGCAGCUGGAUUACAGGUGGAACAGGAAUGUGCACGGAUCGUCAAAUCUCCACAGUUCCAGCCAUGCUUAAUGAUAAUGACAUCGGCGGGACUCCUCCCUUGUAAACGCAUUAUCCACAUCAUGGGCCACAAUGACCCCAGCAAGAUCAAGGACAUUGUGUAUGAAGUCCUUAAGACCUGUGAUAAGCACAAGCUCACCUCAGUGGCUUUCCCCGCCCUUGGAACAGGCCUGGGCGGAGUCAGCCCCUCUGCAGUUGCGGACGCCAUGAUGGACGCGGUGGUGAACUUUGUGAGGAAAAAGAACACCAGCGUGGUUAAGAGCGUGAAGAUUCUGAUAUUCCAGCCCAACAUGUUGACUGAAUUCCACAAGAGCAUGCAGAAGAGACAGGGGAAGGAAGUGGAGGAGAAGAGCUUUUUAACCAAGAUGAAAGAUUCAGUCACAUCCUUUUUCAUGGGUCCUAGCGAGGAGAGCUCUGAGACCAGGAACUUUGUCAUGCAGCAGGAAGAGUUUGACCCUGUAGUGUUCCAGCUGUGUGCAGACAAACACAGGUCUGUGAGUGCAGCCAAGGCUCGGAUCGAAAACCUGAUCGUGAAGGAGCAGUCUAAUGAGGAUGUCAAGAGUCAGCACAUCCAGCAGCUCAGCCAGAGGGACUUGGAGGAGUUGCAGGCCCUGCAGAAGGAGCUUUCUGUCAGUGUCCGUCUGGAGAAGAAGGGCCCAGACUCUGUCAUCCGCCUGGAGGGUUUGACCCGAGAUGUCCUCACUGCACACAAGAAGGUCAGAGAAAUGAUCGACAGGGUGGAGAAGGCUGAGAGCCACAAACAGAAGGCCCAACUCCUGAGCAAGCUGGUAGAGUGGCAGUACCAAGACAAGGUGAAGGGAACGAUGGAACCCUUUGACAUCUUCACCAACUUUGACCUGGAGGAGGCCUUAGAACGUAAACGCUCCAUCAGAAUCAAGAUCCACAAUGUGGACCACGAUGCCGACGUGGUCCGCAAAAAAGCAUCACGUAUCGGAAGAGUUCAGAGUGAAAUUGAGUUGUAUAGAGAAGAUCUGAAAGGUGAUGGUUCUGCGUCUCUGCCAGCUCAUUGGGAAGACAUGAAGGGUUCCCUCGUGAAGAUGGUCACUUUAAAUCCUGGAUCUCCAGAGUACAUCGGUGUGGAGAAGGAAUUUAGGAAGACAGGGCUGGCCUCUGCCAUCACCAAAAUUAAAAGAGUCCAGAAUGGAUCCCUGUGGAAGAACUACCAGAUAAAGAAGAAACACCUGGAGAACAAGAACAAGCACACCAACAAUGAGAAACAGCUAUUCCACGGCACCAGUUCCAGUUCCAUCGGUCAGAUUAAUGACAACGGCUUUAAUCGCAGCUAUGCAGGACAACACGGUGCUAUGUUUGGCAGCGGCUCUUACUUUGCGGUUGACCCCGCCUACUCUGCAAAUGGGUACGCGAAACCUGAUGCUCAGGGACACAAGCGCAUGUACCUGGCCCUGGUCCUUGUGGGAGAUCACACACUGGGAAACACAACGCUGAUUGUUCCUCCUGCCAAAAGCGGCACGACAGACCUGUUCGACAGCGUCACAGAUAACGUGGCUAACCCAACAAUGUUUGUGAUCUUCAAUGAUGUCCAGGCUUAUCCAGAGUUCCUGAUCCAUUCAAGUAAAUUAGAUCUGUAGCAGUUGUUGGUCUUAAUAUGUUUUACAUAUCCAUGUGCCUUUAGGGUGUGUGGGUUGUUUAUAAGAGAUGGAUAUUUACAGUAAAUCAGCGGAUUUUGUGGAAUGAACAACCAGUGCAAUUUUACAGAAUGUUAAACUGUUUAACUUAGAUAACAUGUAUGACCUGAUCGGGAGGAAAAUUAAUUUGGCGGCCAGAGUAUCUGACCUUGCCUGUCAGACGGAAACAUUUGAUUAUGUUUAUAUUAGUUUCUCUUAAUGGAUAAUUUUUCUGACUUUUUGCCAAUCAUUGGGUUUUGAAGGGGUAUUGUUGUCGAAAAUUGCAACAAUAUAGAAUGAAACUAUUAUAUACAUACACAUUAUUUCACUGUUGACUAGGUUGUGUUGGUAACCAGUCUAAGACAAUGCCAUGGAAGGUAUAUAUUCUAUAGCGUUAAAUUGUUCUCCUCCAAUCAUUCAUCAAUAAUUGGCAUCCUGCACUUAUGCUGUUAAAAGAUGACAUGCACAAAUACCCAAUGAUUUCCACAAUAAAGGUAAGGUUUUUGUUUCAAAACCGA
Messenger RNA from Osmerus eperlanus (European smelt), 6595 nucleotides. RefSeq names its product protein mono-ADP-ribosyltransferase PARP14-like. Gene Ontology annotation, molecular function: NAD+-protein mono-ADP-ribosyltransferase activity; transcription corepressor activity; NAD+ poly-ADP-ribosyltransferase activity. The record is from RefSeq and is a predicted model, not a curated record. Gene Ontology annotation, biological process: negative regulation of gene expression; protein poly-ADP-ribosylation. Gene Ontology annotation, cellular component: nucleus; cytoplasm. NCBI's taxonomy places the organism in Eukaryota, Metazoa, Chordata, Actinopteri, Osmeriformes, Osmeridae.